AUGAGCGACGGAUAUCUCGACGGUUACUUGCCAGUGAUCGCGAUUGACGUCGCCAUCGAAGAGAAGACGAGAAUCGCCGAGAUGGCUGUUGCAACUUUGCAUAAACUGCACAACAUGAUGCGGCAGAUGAAGGAUUGGCGGGAGGAUAGCGCGAAAUUGAAGAGCAAUAUCUGGCGAAUGAAAAUGGCUCUGCGGGCGGAUGACAAGAACGAGAACGAUAACCAGCAGAUCGACCCUUUGAUCGUGCAUCAGAGGGCAGAAAUUAUCCGGUUGGAACAGGCGAACGACACUUUGGGGAACGAGGUAACGAGUCUGAAAGAUGCCCUGACGAAAGCCGAAGAGGAUAUCGCACGUGUCGCCGUUUCCGAGAUGAGCGAUAAGAUCGCCAGAAUCGAAGACGCGUUCUCGUACGAGAGGGAACGUCUGAACGACGAAAUUCUGCACCUGAGGAGGCAACUGAGGGAAGCUGAGAAAGGCGAGACGAGCGUACUCAAACAACUCAGGGAGAAGCUGAACGAGUUCGAGAGAGGCGAUCGAACAUUAGAAGCAUUAUUUGCGAACGCGAUCGGCAAAAUCGUCGAGACGGUCGUCGGUCUUUCAGAGGAACUCGUGAAUGUUAGCGAAAGCAUGUAUCGAUUUAAGGCAAAAAAUAGAAACUUGCGUCUCAAGGUGAACAAAUUCAGAGCUAUGCUAAGGUUGAGAUGCGGUAGCAGCACGGAAUAUUGCAAGAGGAUCGGCGAACUGAACAAUCUUGCGGAACAACUGAUGGGAGAGAUGGGCCGAUUGAAAGUUAUUCGCGAGAACGCGAAUUGCGGCGAAAGUUCAGACGCUACGGAUAUUUCAGAUGUUGUUAGACACGUGGAAAGCUUGAUGAACGACUUGAGGAACAAUCUGAAGAACGAUCACCAAGCGAUUAUCGCCGCCGGCGAUCCAGACUGUUUGAAAUACAUGAAGAAAGUAGUUAAUCUGAAAGUAAACCUGAGAAUGUUGUCCGUAGAACUUAGACGAUCGAACGUGCCGAUACAUAAACGAUCGUGCGAGAAUGUCCAAUGCAAAAAGUAUUUAGAAACAGCUUUAUCGUUGAAUAAUUUUUUAAAAGAAAUCGACAUGGAAAUUGAGAAAAUAAAAAUUCAACCGAUGGACAAGUAUUGCAGAAUCGGUGGCAUCAGCGGCUCGCAAUUUAUGACAAAAGUCAUAGAGCUUGAAAAUAUUGUUAGAAAAUCAACCGCGGUAACCGCGAUCAUAAAACAGAGCCCGUUCAAAAUUAUAAACGCUAAUGGGAAAAUAAUGCAAGAGCUGGAAGACUUGAUCGAUCGAUUGUGUUGCAAAAUCAAGGACCUCGAAAUUUUCGACGAUCGCGCAAAUUUAUGCGAAAGAAUCGUACACCUGGAAACUUUGAUCAUGGAUCUGAAAUUAGAACUGAUGGAGAAAAACGAGCGUAUAAAUGCGCUGAACGAUGACUAUGUAAGCGUUAAAUUAACAUUAGAAGGAAAUUGUAAGAAAUACGAGAGGAUCAUCGAUGACAUAUGUGAGGAAAAAAAGAGUCUUCGAGAAGAUAUAAAGAGAAGGAAACAAGAAAUAUUAGAAUUAUCGCGUGAACGCGAAUAUUCCGAGCAACGUGUCGCGGAAAUGCAACUGAUGAAGGUUGAAAUUGACGCGGUAAGGAAAAAAUUGCGGGACCUUCGCGAUGACAAAGAGACGCUAUUAGGGAAAACAGAAGAGAUGCGUAAUACUCUGCGCGAGAGAGACAAGGAAAUUGAGGAUAUUAUUAUUCAGCGUAAUGCGCUGAAAGGGGACCUCGGGGCCGAGGUGGAGGACCUGAAGAUGAAACUUGGGAUCGCUUCCGACGAAAAUGUAAAAUUGAGAAGUAUAAUUGAGGGACUUCGGAAACAGGAGGAAAGCGAGUGUCUGGACAAAUUGAAAAGUUCCGUGGAGGAGAGCGACGAUGAGAACAACCGAAACAAUGGCGAAUAUGCGCGAAACCUCAGGGAUGAAUUAGAGCGCUUGAAAGCCGAGUCAAAUGAGUUUGAAGUAAGCCUGAACGAAGCGAACGAGCGAAUCGACUACCAGAAAUGCCCGUUGGAUAAAGCAAUCGGCGACAGGGCGAGAUUGGAAGAUGAAAUUUCUAAUCUAAAGUCUAAUGAACAAUCGUUGACGUAUCGAUUGAACGUCCAGACGAGCGUCAACAAGGAAACAUCGAGGGAAUUCAAACGAAGUAGAGCGACGACGGGGAACAAAGCGUUCGGGAGUAAAGUCAAACAGCUUCAGAACGAGAAAGAACAACUGGAGGCGGAGCUGUCGAAGUUGAGAUCCGAAAAAGGAUUACUGGAUAAGUCGAUGGCCGAUGCCAAUAACAAGUGCGCCGCGUUGCAUGAUCAAAUUAACAAAUUGAAGUCCGAGCGUAACGACCUGCGGGAGAAGAUAAGCGAGCAGGAAACUGCAGCGGAGAAUUUAAAGUUCGAGUUGAAGAAGGCACGAGAGGAUCUCGAAAACGCGGCCGCUCAAUCGACGCGACUGCGAUCGGAGAACUCGAGGAUCGUCGAGGAUUUCGACGCACUGUCUCUCCGAACCAGCGAGGCCGAGGAUCGCGUACGAGUGCUGUUGACAGAAAAGAACGAGCUGGUGACGCGUAUUAACGAGCUCGAUGAUGAGAACGUAGCUCUGCGAGAGCGCUUGAAUAAAGCGAAAGCGGAGAAUGAAUAUUUUUCCGCGGAAUUGAAUAAAUCAAGAGUCGAAAAUGACAAAGCGGAGGCGAGAAAUGUUCUUCUGCGGGUCACCUGCGACGAAAGAGAAAGGGAUAACGUUCAGUUGAGGAAAGAGAGAGACUCCGCGAGGGAGAGACUUAAUGAAAUCGGUAAUCGAUUGCAAAUCCAGCGAACCAAGUACGAGACGUUGCGAUAUGUCGCAGCCGCGUUACGCCACGAAAAUAACGAGAGCAAGAGUCACCUAAAUAAAGUUGACAUGGUGUAUCCGUUUGUAAUAGACUACGAGCGGGAACUCGCGAACGCUCAUAACAAGGUUAAACACAGGCAGGAUUACUCGGAUGCCACGCGUAGCGUAAAGGUCGAAAUUGGCGAGCGGAGGCAAGGCGACACAGAACUCAAAGUAAAAUCUGAUACAUACACGUGCCACGAUGACAAAGUAAAGAUCAAAGACAAGCCCAAUGACGAAAUAAAGAGGUCGAGAACGGGGAAUAAGGCUUUGAAAUUGGAACGGGCAAAUUUGAGAUCCAAAAACUCCGAGAUUACGAUGGAACUGGCUUGCACAAAAGACGAAUUCGAGAGUCCGGUAACGUGGACGAAAGGAUCUAACGACAAAGAAAUUAUCGGCUCUAUCUUGAGGAAAUUUGACAUCGUAAAUAUCUGGUAUAGAAAAGAGAUAAGCAAUUAUUUCCGUUAUUUCCACGAGCUACCGAAGAUGCUCGACGAUAAAGAAAGGUCUACGGUCACUAUCGAUCAGCUCCGAGUCGAGAAUAGAGCCCUGAAGAUGAAAGUAGAUAUUCUGCGUGAUAGUCUCAACUUCGGUCUGAUGAACGGCGAGAAAACGAAGACCGACUUCGGUAGAGCAACGGAGGAGAUUCAGGCUUUGAAACUCGAGCUGAUAAAUCUAAGGGACGAGAAAGCGGCGUUGAGGUCACGACUCGAGAUGUUUAAGAAAGAAUUAAACGCAUUAAAAUCCGAAAAGAUGGCUUUAAAGGAUGAGCUCGCCGCUUCGAGGAAGUCGAACUUCGAUCUUAGACUCAAAGUGAACGGCUUACUAAGUGUUAACGAAAAGUUAAAGGAGACAAAUGUGGGAUUAGAAGGUCAUUUGCGGGACACAUUGAGAGAGAUGAAUGAACACGCCGCACUAUUUGUAACAUCGGAGAAAAGCUCGAGAAAUUAUUUUGAAAGCACAUUAAAUGACGAUUCAAAGAGGUGCAAUUUUCCCAAAAGAAAUUUACGUACGGUCAAUCGACUUGAUUAUGCUUUCUCUAAAAAUCGUGGGCUUCAAUUCAUCGAAGAAGACCUACAACAUAUAGAAGGACAAAAAGCUAUGAGUUUCACGUAAAGUUCUUCUAAAAUUCAUAAAGGUAACUCGUGUUCUCUUAGCAAGCGCCAAAGAAUCAUUUUAAGAGCAACUGACAAAACCUCCUGA
This is a messenger RNA of Nylanderia fulva, 4134 nucleotides long. RefSeq lists its product as uncharacterized. The record is from RefSeq and is a predicted model, not a curated record. Gene Ontology annotation, molecular function: chromatin binding. Gene Ontology annotation, biological process: mitotic chromosome condensation. Gene Ontology annotation, cellular component: condensin complex; condensed chromosome; chromatin. Lineage: Eukaryota; Metazoa; Arthropoda; Insecta; Hymenoptera; Formicidae.